Cuscuta epithymum is the source of this 1044-nucleotide messenger RNA. The record is from the annotation of a GenBank genome assembly. Lineage: Eukaryota; Viridiplantae; Streptophyta; Magnoliopsida; Solanales; Convolvulaceae.
CGAAAACAUCCUUAAGCUAGUAAGCGGUAAAUCAGCAAUGAACGACCCGUUACGCCCGUCGACCUGAGUUUGUCCAUGCUCGAAUCGUCGAAGCAGUCAAGUCGAGGCCUGCUGCCACUCACGCCGGUCGGCUUUCUCCACUUUGUAGGAAAGCUUGAAUCGGCUGAAUCGCCUCUACCAUACUUUAUUUCUUUUCCACAGACAGCAGUGCCCUACUGCCCUGUGCCCCUCGCCCGAUUCCGAGUGCCGCCCCCGCGGCUGCGCCAUCCAGCCUCCAUCUUCCUGCUCGCUGAGUCGUGGUCUUCUGAUUUUCAGGAUCAGUACUUCCACAUCAGUGUAUGACUUGUUAGCCAAGGGGGAUGGCUGAGCGGCAUGCUAGUGACCAGCCUGGUAUAAAGGAUGAUAUGAUUGCCUGUGUCAUGGCUCUAGAAGCUGCAUUGCUUCCAUGCCUACCUGCCAGAGAACUCCAGGCAAUUGACCGUUCUGCUCAUCCUUAUCACCAGAUUGAUGUUGAGAGGCAUGCUAGAGAUUUUAUGGACGCGGCAAAAAAACUUCAACUUUUUUUUAUUGGAUUGCAACGUCAGGAUCAGCCAAGCAGAGCAAGUUGUCUCCUAAAGGAGAUUGCGACCAUGGAAGAAGAGUUGAAAAUGAAAAGGGAGAUAAUAAGUAAGCAAGAGAAACUUAUAGAAGAAUGGAGGGAGCAAUUGGGCAACCAAUUGAAUAAACACAACACUGAGUUGGAAAGGGUUUGAGAAAAUGGUCUCAAUUAUAUGCUCAAGUUAAUCGACCCCAAAUACUCCUGAGAAUAAGGCUCGGAGGUUGUUGUUUGGUUUCUACUAUGCAAUUGAGUCCUAUGUCAGUAACUUCCAUAGCACAAUUUGAUUGAUCUGUUAUGGACAGUCCUUAGCUACCAAGGUUUAUACUUUUCUUUUUAAUGAAUCAGAUAGGGUGGGUUUGAAUCACCUUAAGUGAAAUGGAAAGAACAAAUGCAGAAGAAAUUAUUUUCAAAUGUUUGGCUUUAUCUUUGACAGAAAAUAUCUACAG